CUUUUCAUAGCCGCGUCGGGGGCGUGCACUCCCAUGUAAACGCGACGCAAAGACACACAUAGAUAGCUCCAGCUUUCGGCUGGCCGGCCAACAGCAGCAGCACCUUCAGCCGGCACUGACCUCUUCCCCACUUUAUUAUUUAGUACAAACACACACCUAGCUACUACAUAUUCGACGGCAGAUGGACACAUGAGAGCGGUGGAGGGAAACCAUCUCCCAGACCAACUCGAUUUCGUUUUCGUUCCCGUUCAUCGGCCAACUCGAUUGGACCGGACUUUUCUUGGAGCCUCCCCUCCAAGGAAACGAAACCUGAAUGCAACAAGCAAGAUCCUACAUGGGGCGACGGCGACGACGGCGAGCGAUCCGCCAUGUCUCGGUUGAGUCGGAGGUCGACGCAUCGGCGGCAGACACGGCCACGGCCACGGCCAGGGCCUCGGCGGCGGUGCUCACCGCGCCGCUGUCGCUGGAAGGGGGCCUCGCGGCGGAGCUCCAGCCGGCGAACCUCGUGCAGCGGGUGCUCAGCCUCUUCGGGAACGUCAGGCCGGGGGCCGAUCUCUCGCACUUCCAGCUGCCUGCUACGUUCAACCUGCCAAAAUCGCAGCUCCAGUUGUACGGGGAAAUAGUCUACUGCGACGGAGAUGACUACCUGAGCAGAUGCGGCAAAGGCAAGGACAGCCUCGAGCGCUUCACGGCGAUCGUCGCAUGGAGCAUCUCGACGACGAGGCCGCCCAUCUUCGGUUUCGCGCCCUACAACCCGGUCCUCGGAGAGACGCACCAUGUCUCCAGAGGGUCACUCCAUGUCCUUCUUGAGCAGGUGUCUCAUAAACCCCCAGUCUCGGCGCUUCACGCUACCGAUGACGGCGGAAACGUCGAGCUUGUCUGGAGCCAACACCCAGUGCCGAAAUUUAAUGGUGCUAGCAUAGAGGCAACGGUGCACGGCAAGAGGCAAGUCAGGCUUCCAAAGUUCAACGAGACAUACGAGAUGGACUGUCCAAACCUGCUCAUCAGGCUGCUUCCUGGGCCCUCCGUCGAGUGGUCCGGCACCGUCAGGAUCGUCUGCAAGGACUCCGGGCUCGAGGCAGAAUUGAGCUACCACAGAAGCAACUCCUUCAUGGGAAUGGGAGGUGACGGGAGGUGCGUUAAGGGCAAGGUGUUCCAUUCAUCGAGCCCGCAGGACACCGUCUUCGAGAUCGAUGGCUACUGGGAUAGGACUGUUUCGCUCAAGGAUGUUGAGAGUGGGGAGGUCUUGGUUCUCUAUGACGCGAACCUCUCCAUCGCUAACCUCGUCACACCGGAGGUUAAAGAAGAAGAGGGCUUGUCAUCUACCGAGUCGACGGUCGUCUGGAGCGAAGUCAGCGAGGCUAUCCUGGCAAAGGACUGGGAGAAGGCUAGCGAGGCGAAGCGGAACGUCGAGGGCAGGGCUAGGAGCCUUGAAAAGGAGAGGAAUGAGAAGGGAGAGGUGUGGAUGCCCAAGCACUUCUCAUUGUCCCAGGACAAGGAUGGGAACUGGGACUGCUGUCCAUUAGAGAAAUCAGUGCGUCCAGCUCCUAUCGUUGUACCUUCUCCUUCUUCAUGACACUGCAUUACAUGUAAUAACAAUGUUAAAUCAUAUAAUCAAGCUGACCAUUCUUUUUUA
Molecule: messenger RNA, 1636 nt
Organism: Triticum aestivum (bread wheat)
Lineage: Eukaryota; Viridiplantae; Streptophyta; Magnoliopsida; Poales; Poaceae
Product: oxysterol-binding protein-related protein 4C
Exons: 6
Coding region: 314-1576 (420 amino acids)
Cellular component (GO): cytosol; membrane
Molecular function (GO): sterol binding
Source: RefSeq, a predicted model, not a curated record